AUGUCUACAUCUGCCAAAUUAAGCAAAUCAAACAGUGGACAAAAAGGACUAAGAAGAACAAAACCUUUGCCUGGAUGGGAAGGAGAAGAUUAUUUAUAUUCUAUCAAAUGGGAAUACCGAAGAGAUACUAAAAUGAGAGAGCUCAAUACUUUUAGAUUUUUCAUGAAAACUUUUGUUGUGAAUGAAUCAGAUUGCAGAUUGAUGGACGUUUCUAAAGAUUUUACACAAUAUUAUGAGGAAUUUACUUCGUUUCCAAGAACCGUCAUUGUGGAGAAUGGUUAG
Messenger RNA from Naegleria lovaniensis, 282 nucleotides. RefSeq lists its product as uncharacterized. Bases 1 to 282 code for a protein of 93 amino acids. NCBI's taxonomy places the organism in Eukaryota, Heterolobosea, Eutetramitea, Acrasida, Naegleriidae. The record is from RefSeq and is a predicted model, not a curated record. The transcript has a single exon.